UUUUAUUGGUGUGUUCACCUUACCAGGUGAUAAAAAUGCAGGUAUGUGAGGUUUUACCGCUGUGAUCGAUUUAACGGGAGUUUUACAACAAGGAAACUUAAACAAUCAUGCCCGUUUGUAUUCAGACUCAGCUCAAGAGAAAACAGUUUUGAUAAAAUUAGCCGAAUUCGGUGAAUUAAUCUUAUCCCGCUAAAAGAUAUCGAUUCUUACGGUGACAGGCCCUUCAUGUCCAAAGAAACUGUGAUAAAACACAGCUAGAACAACAGAGGAUUUAAAGAACAUUUCUCAAAAAUUUCUUACAAAUAUAGGAAUACUUAAAGCGUUGUUUUUUUCUGUGGUUGUUUUGUGUAAAAUUGGAAAAAUAAGUACGAUUUUUUUUUAUCAUAUGAUGGAGAGAUUAUUUGCAGUAGUGCUUUUUAUAGGAUUUAAUGGAGUUGCGUCACAAGGAAACCCAUGUCGUCCAAUUCCGUUUCCAAUGCAAAUUUCCUUUGAUGAAACCUCCUUACAAGGCGCUAUCAUAUUCACUGGGGAUGAAACAAAUCAUACGACACAGAAAUGGUCUAUCACCGAGAGUGACCCCAGUGUUUCGUUACAAUUCAUUAACAACACUUAUCAAAUAGCAUUAAUUAGACCUGUGGAUCUGGAUGUAUCAAACCUUAACGAUGUAUGUAAUUCUGGUCUGGAGCAAUUCACACAAAGGGUAACGUGUAAUGAAAAUGGAACACCAGACGAUGAAUAUAUAGUGUUUCGUGUCAAUCCAGUGAACGAAUAUCCACCCGUUGCUAUCAAAAAUAACACUAUCAAGAUACAAGAGGAAGAAAAACUGAUUCCAAAGUUCAUCGCUCGUAUGUUGGAUUACUUUAAAGACCGUGACUGUCCUAAGGUCACUCCUAUGGUCGGCAUCUCAAAGACUACUGCAGGGCCAGAUGUCAGUGAUUUUUUCACUGUUAACACCACAACAGGAUUUCUGAAUCAAAUAAAGAACUUUGAUUACGAAGACACCCAGAUCCAGUGCGAUUUGGGAAAAAGUGGAGGAAUCUUAAAUAUCACUGCUGAGGACGGUCCACAUAACGUGUAUACAAUCCUGAAUGUAAAUUUUACUAACCUGGAUGACACACCCCCUGUGUUUGUCAAUUAUGACUGCUCUACAACAUGCUACACUUGUCCAGUUCCGGGUAUUUCUGUCACCAUUGAUUACUUCGAUCAGGGUAUUAUUAAAACUGAUCCUAGCAGAAUAAAGGCUAUAGACCCAGACACUCCUUCGUCAAAUAUCACGUACAAUUUAGAGGUUGAUCCUGCUAAAUACAUAGACAAUAUUGAGUUUGAAAAUGGUAGUUUCAUUCUCAAUCAGUCGUUUGCAAACUUCUCCAACUUCGGUGAAUCUUCAGACUUCAGUGUGGUGGUAGUUCUGCAGGCUAUGGGAAGUAAUGGACAUAACUCAGACAAUUUCACUUUAACCGUAAAUGUGACGGUACCCCCACCCACAACUCCCGAACCAACGACAGAACCCCCAACCACUCAACCAACCACUACAGAGGAAGUGACGUCGCAACCGACGUCAUCACCCACUACCAUCCAACCUUCAACACCAACCACUAGAACGUCUUCAACAUCUCGACCCACGACGACCCCCGCCCCCACAACCCUGGCACCCAUAGAAAACGCCAACCCAGACAAGAGUACUGAUAACAACGUGCUGAUAAUCGUCCUGCCUAUACUGGCAGCUCUGAUUCUUAUUAUUGUGAUCGUAGUCAUUAUUAAGAUGAGGAAGUCACAGCCGCAACAGAAAUACAACCUCGGGGAGAAGAACGUGAACGGGGACGCAGAACAUUAUGAGACACCUACAGAGAUGGACAACCAUGCCUUCAAAGACGAAAAGGAGGGCGUUUGAGGCAGGGAUGUCUUUAAAUGACAGAAUGAUUUAGACUUACAUUACAUUGUCAUUAUGUGUUGUCAUUUUUUGUUACUCAAGAGUCUCAUUUUACAACAUUAUGUAUAAUUUUGUUCAAGGUGCUUUUUAAGACUAUUUGAUUACAUGCAUACAUAAUCUUAGAAAUCCAAGUAUAUACUAAUAUUGCAAUACAAUUAACAUAUCAGAGUAAUGCUGUAUACCAUUUUCAAAGUGACAAAAAUGCUGAAUGUUGAUAAUAUUUGAUAACUUUUGUUUUCAAAGCUAACAGACUUGUGGGGAUUUUGACAUAGCGACAUCAGUAUGAGUAGAGAUUUAGUUUGCUAUCAUGUGAAAGCGGGCCACUAGCUGUGUUGCUUUUUCUCAUUUUGUGUGCGGUGAAGGUUUUAUCAUAGAAUGGUGGAGCGUAAAAGCAAAAGAAAAAUUGAGGAUUAUUUUUUUUUACAAUGGAUAUUUUUAUUUAGUGUUCUAGUGCAAUAAGUGUACACGGUCUUCUCUUUUCAUGAAAACACUCAAGUUCAUAGUGCCAUAAUUCAGUGUCGAUAUUCUUGGAUUGAUAAAAUGUACUACACAAUAAAUAUAUAUAUUUUAUAAAUUAA
Molecule: messenger RNA, 2508 nt
Organism: Saccostrea cuccullata (small rock oyster)
Lineage: Eukaryota; Metazoa; Mollusca; Bivalvia; Ostreida; Ostreidae
Product: mucin-2-like
Exons: 11
Coding region: 386-1891 (501 amino acids)
Biological process (GO): homophilic cell-cell adhesion
Cellular component (GO): membrane
Molecular function (GO): calcium ion binding
Source: RefSeq, a predicted model, not a curated record